AUGCCUCCUCUGAGAGAUGCAGAUUCUGGCUCCGAAGAUGACCUUGACCUUGACGAACUCGACCCCAUCGUCCAGUCUUCAGACGAUCCAAGGAUAAAUUCAUCCUUCGACUCCGCAAACCGCCGUACCGCCAAUGGCUCCGCCAACAUCCCCCUACGAAGAUUACAGAAAUACGAGCGCAGUCGUUUAUGGCGUUCGAAAGGGAGACCGGGCAGGACGGGCGAUGCCGACGAAGACACAGAAGGACUGUUAGACAGCUGGCCGGGCAAGGCUCGUGGCAACGGCCAACUGCCACAGUGGUCCGAGUCUGAAGAUCAACCAGGUUGGAACGUCAGUCGGAGGAAAUACCAGAAUCUCAAUCGAGAGAACAGUAUAUCUCAGGGGCGCGAUGCCCAUACCCGCCGCCUCAGUGGUCGCCAGAGCAUGCAAAUCUCCGACUUCGUUCGGCAAGAGUUGGCAGACAUGCGCGAGCAUGACCAGGAGUUGAACGGUCACGAAUCGCGUGAGGUCGACGUUGGUCAGUCGCAGAAGAAACGAUUUCCCACGAACGUCAUCUCCAACGCAAAAUACACGCCCUGGUCCUUCUUGCCGCGGACCCUGUACAACGAAUUCUCCUUUUUUCUCAAUGUCUACUUUCUGCUCGUUGCCUUGUCCCAGAUAUUACCCUUCCUACGAAUCGGCUACAUGUCGACAUAUAUUGUUCCUUUAGGCGUGGUUCUUACGAUUGCGAUUGGCAAAGAAGCUGUGGACGAUAUUGUCCGGCGACGACGCGAUGCAGAAGCCAAUGCCGAACUGUUCACUGUCCUCUCCUUCUCUGACACAGGCCGAGAUGGAGUGGUUGAAGUCCAGAAAAAGUCGCGCGAUAUCAAAGUUGGCCAUGUCUUGAGACUCGAGAAAAACCAGAGAGUUCCGGCGGACGUUGUCAUUCUGCAAAGUCGCUUGACCGAGCUCAGGGACGAUUCCAGAGGUUAUGGGACGGACGCCCCCUCAUCUCAGGCAAGCGGCGAGACAUUUAUUCGGACCGAUCAACUCGACGGAGAAACCGACUGGAAACUGCGACUUCCGAGUCCACUGAGCCAGAGUCUGACCCUGAGAGACCUUCAGCGUUUGAAGAUCACGGCCGGUGCGCCCGACAAGAAAGUCAAUGAAUUCGUCGGGACAUUAGAGUUCCAGCCCAGGCAAGCCUCCGCCUACGACCCGCAUGGUCUGAAAGAAGAUCUUGCUGACGACCACGGCGGAUCAAGUGAACUUGACCGGUCUGCAGCGGAUAGAGUGACAUCGGCACCAUUGACUAUCGAUAAUACAGCUUGGGCGAACACCGUCUUGGCUUCCAGUACUACAACUUAUGGCGCAGUCAUCUAUACCGGCCGACAAACACGAUCCGCCUUGUCGACCUCACCAUCAAGGUCCAAGACCGGUCUUCUGGAAUACGAGAUCAACAACUUAACCAAGAUUCUCUGCAUCAUGACCUUGAGUCUCUCCAUCAUCCUUGUCGCACUCGAGGGAUUUGAGCCAUCUAACAAGAAACCCUGGUAUGUGGCCAUCACGAUCUAUCUCAUCCUCUUUUCAACCAUUAUCCCGAUCAGUCUCCGUGUGAACCUCGACAUGGGAAAGACUGUCUACGCUCAUUUCAUCCAUCAAGACAAAGGCAUUCCAGGCACCGUUGUGCGUACCAGCACCAUUCCCGAAGAUCUUGGCCGAAUCGAGUACUUGCUCUCCGACAAGACUGGCACGCUUACGCAGAACGAAAUGCAACUUCGAAAGAUCCACGUUGGUACCGUUGCAUAUGCGGGGGAGGCAAUGGAUGAAGUUGCAGCCUACGUCGAGCAAGCCUUUGCCACGGGUGCCGGUCACGGGUCGAAGGCGUCCGAGCUUGGCUCAACUACCAAAACCCGUCGAGAAAUCGGCGUUCGGGUACGAGAUCUUGUACUAGCACUGGCCUUGUGCCACAAUGUCACACCCACCACAGAAGAGAUCGAUGGAGAGAAGGUUGUCUCCUACCAGGCCUCCUCCCCCGACGAAAUCGCCAUCGUGGAAUUCACCGAGAGUGUCGGCCUACGUGUGCUCCAGCGCGACCGAGAGAACAUUGUCCUGCAGUCCGUCUCAACCGCCCAAAUCGUUGUCCGUGCCGAAAUCAAGGACAUCUUCCCUUUCACCUCCGACAGCAAGCGAAUGGGCAUUGUUGUUUCUAUAACCUCGGAAAUCCCCGGACUCUCCAGCACAGGCGAACUCUGGUUCUUCCAGAAAGGCGCCGACACGGUUAUGACCUCCAUCGUUGCCGCAAAUGACUGGCUUGAUGAGGAAACCGCAAAUAUGGCUCGCGAAGGACUGAGGACCCUCGUCGUCGGUAGAAAACGACUCUCUCAGCAACAAUACGCAGACUUCUCUUCCGAGUACUCGGACGCGUCGCUAGCCCUGCACGACCGUGACUCAGGCAUGGCAUCGGUAGUGAAAACCCAUCUCGAACACGAUCUAGAACUCCUUGGCGUGACUGGUGUGGAAGAUCGCCUUCAAAAAGACGUCAAACCGUCGCUGGAACUGCUUCGCAACGCCGGGGUGAAGAUCUGGAUGCUAACAGGUGAUAAGAUCGAAACAGCGCGGUGUGUGGCCGUCUCGGCGAGAUUAGUGGCUCGAGGCCAAAACAUCUUCACCGUGGCGAAACUGAAGGCCAAACAAGCGGCAAAGGACGCCCUAGACGUCAUGCGCAACCAGACAGAAUCAGCGCUGCUUAUUGACGGCGACUCCCUACAUCUCAUGCUCAGUCAGUUUCGUACCGAAUUUAUUACCAUCGCGGUUCAACUUCCCGCGGUCAUCGCCUGCCGGUGCUCUCCGACCCAAAAGGCCGACGUCGCUCAACUAAUCCGGCAGCAUACGAGAAAGCGGGUCUGCUGCAUUGGCGAUGGCGGCAACGACGUCUCCAUGAUCCAGGCCGCCGACGUGGGCAUCGGGAUUGUCGGCAAGGAGGGCCGCCAAGCUUCCCUCGCCGCCGAUUUCAGCAUCGAGCAGUUCUGUUACCUCACCAAACUUCUGGUCUGGCACGGGCGCAACUCGUACAAACGCAGCGCAAAACUCGCGCAGUUCAUCAUCCACAGAGGUUUGAUAAUCAGCGUCUGUCAAACCAUGUAUAACAUCGCCGGGCACUUUGACCCGAAAGGCCUAUUCAAAGACUGGCUGAUGGUAGGCUACGCGACCGUGUACACCAUGCUCCCUGUGUUCAGCCUGGUGUUGGACACGGACGUCGACGAGCAUCUCGCCAAUCUCUACCCGGAAUUGUACAAGGAGUUGAAAUGGGGCAAGAGCCUCAGUUACAACACGUUCUUCACGUGGGUGGGGGUGUCGGUCUACCAGGGCGUCGUCAUCCAGGGGCUGUCGCAGUUACUCGUCGGGGAGGUCGACGGCCCGCGCAUGCUCUCCGUCAGCUUUACGGUGCUGGUCGUCAACGAGCUUAUCAUGGUGGCCGUCGCGGUCACGACCUGGCAUCCCAUCAUGAUUGUGUGUAUUGUGGGCACGGCGUGCAUCUACGCGGCCAGCGUGCCGUUUCUGGGCGAGUAUUUUGAUCUCAGUUACGUGGCGAGUUGGAGCUGGGCGUGGCGGGUCGUUGCCGUAGGGAGUAUUAGUCUUGUGCCCGUCUGGGGCGGCAAGGUAGCGAGUCGGAUGUGGAAGCCACCUAAUUACCGCAAGGUGCAGGGCAUAUAG
Molecule: messenger RNA, 3696 nt
Organism: Cladophialophora yegresii CBS 114405
Lineage: Eukaryota; Fungi; Ascomycota; Eurotiomycetes; Chaetothyriales; Herpotrichiellaceae
Product: phospholipid-translocating ATPase
Exons: 1
Coding region: 1-3696 (1231 amino acids)
Biological process (GO): retrograde vesicle-mediated transport, Golgi to endoplasmic reticulum; phospholipid translocation; endocytosis
Cellular component (GO): endosome; trans-Golgi network; plasma membrane
Molecular function (GO): ATPase-coupled intramembrane lipid carrier activity; magnesium ion binding; ATP binding
Source: RefSeq, a predicted model, not a curated record